Messenger RNA from Cynocephalus volans (Philippine flying lemur), 1515 nucleotides. RefSeq names its product leucine rich repeat containing 23 (gene LRRC23). Lineage: Eukaryota; Metazoa; Chordata; Mammalia; Dermoptera; Cynocephalidae. The record is from RefSeq and is a predicted model, not a curated record. The transcript is spliced from 8 exons. Bases 143 to 1177 code for a protein of 344 amino acids. Gene Ontology annotation, molecular function: protein binding.
ACACGAUCCACCCUUCCCCCUUCUCCUCUUCCAAAACAAUCCUGGCCUCUCAAGACCAAGACCCUCUCCCGAGCUGCUUCUAGCUGAGCAGAACCGGGAAUUGAGCUUGAUCUGACCCCAGAGCCUUCAGGCGGGAAGAAAGAUGUCAGAUGAUGAUGAUCCAGACUACUCUGAGCUAGACCAGGAUGAUCUUGACAAUGAAGAUGAUGAGAAGGAGACAGAGGAAUGGGAAGACCACGAGAAAGAGGGAGAAGACCUCUCUGAGGAAUGGAUGCCCACGCCCCUCACGGAGGACAUGAUGAAGGAAGGGCUUUCUCUGCUGUGUAAGACAGGCAGUGGACUGGCUCAUGCAUAUGUCAAGCUGGAGGUCAAAGACAGAGACCUGACAGACAUCUACUUGCUGCGCUCCUACAUCCAUCUGCGCUAUGUGGAUGUUUCUGAGAACCACCUGACAGACCUGUCUCCACUCAAUUACCUCACCCACCUGCUCUGGCUCAAGGCUGAUAGCAAUUGGCUGCGGAGUGCCCGGCUAAAUGAACUGCCCUACCUGCAGAUUGCCAGUUUUGCCUACAACCAGAUCACUGACACUGAGGGCAUCUCUCAUCCUCGUCUGGAAAGCCUGGAUCUCAAAGGGAACCGCAUCCACAUGGUGACAGGUCUGGACCCCCAAAAGCUGAACAGCCUGCACACACUGGAGCUUCGGGGGAACCAGCUGGAAAGCACCCUGGGAAUCAACCUUCCUAAGCUGAAGAACCUCUACCUGGCCCAGAACAUGCUGAAGAAGGUGGAAGGAUUGGAGAACCUAAGCAAUCUCACCACCUUGCAUCUUCGAGACAACCAAAUUGAAACUCUGAGUGGCUUCUCUGGGGAAAUGAAAUCAUUGCAGUACCUCAAUCUGAGGGGCAACAUGGUAACCAACCUGCAGGAGCUGGCCAAGCUUCGGGAUCUGCCGAAGCUGCGAGCCUUGGUGCUGCUAGACAACCCAUGCACAGAUGAGACCGACUACCGCCAGGAGGCCCUGGUGCAGAUGGCUCACCUCGAGCGCCUGGACAAGGACUUCUAUGAAGAUGAGGAGCGGACUGAGGCUGAUGAGAUUCGUCAGAGGCUGAAGGAGGAUCAGGAGCAGAAGGCUGGGACUGAUCAUGACCUGGAACCAGACCAGCCACCAUUGAUCUAGCUGUAGUUCUUCUAGCCUCCAAGGAUAGUAGAGAUCAGAGACACCGGCCCCCAAGACCUGACAAGACUCGGUGGAAGGCCACCUGUUAAUUCGUUUGUGCCCCUCAUCGGGAAGAUGCCUCCUCUUACCCCAGAGCCGGAAAUUCAUCACAGCCUGAGGCUCAGGCCCUGUGACAGUCACCUGGGCAGUGUGGGGGCCGGUGGGCCUGAGCUCUCCCUGGAGCCUAGGCCGGGGGCAGCUGUCUGCGGGUGUGGGCGGGAGCCACUGGGAGGCUUGUAGGUCGGCGGAGAGAAGAGCUGCGGGGCGGGCUGGGCUGUUAGGAGCAGCGCGUUUCCGAA